ACGCGAAUAUCGGCACAAAGCGAAAUCGGUGGGAAACAAGCAGAAGGCAGACGAAGGAAUAAAAUAAAGAGCGAAGCGACGACAAAGAACGUGAACGCCGUGCAAAAACGAAAAGAGAAAUACGAAUUUAAUACCUAAUACGCGAAGUACAAACCGGUUCUUGGCUUUCUUGAAAUAAAGCAACAAAAGCAAAAGAACGUGGCUCUCCGGUCCCGGCUUUUUCUGCCUCUGUGUUUGUGUCCCAUGUUUCCGUGCGUGUGUGUUUGUGCGUUGGUCCCAGGUCUGUCCAUGUGUGAGUGAGUUUAUUUAUCUGUGCAUGUGUGUUGCCGCGUAAACAGACGCAGGCCAGCGAAAACAAGAAGAAGAAAACGAAGAAAUCUGCGAUUGGGUCGUUUCCAUUUGGCGCCGUUUAUAUUUAUUUCUAAAGUGCAUUGCAAAGUCGGUAGCAACUCCGCGGGAUAAAAUAUAUUGAUAUUCGGGUUAGAUAUCCCCGAUGAGACGCGCAAUUAAUAGGGCGCCCGCCUCAGGGUCUGUGAAAACAACAGACCGAAGCCGCCGUCGAAACGAUCGCGAAAAGUUGAAAACGACUUCGAUUUUCCUAGCGAAAACCGAGAAAUAAUAUUAUGCGGAGGUCUACAGAGGAACCACCGACAAACAGCUACGAAAGGAACUACUACGACCGCACCAGCAGCCGCUUAGUCAGUCAGUACCAGACGGGCAACUCCGCCUCCUUGUCCACAUCCAAUUCCAACGCCAACUCGAGUCCAUCGUCAGCAUCCGCUUCCCUAGCAGCAGCAGCGGCAGCAGCAGCAUCAGUAUCCGCAUCGGCGGCAGCAGCAGGAGGAGGAUCCUCAGAGAGAUCGCGCAAUAGAGAUCGCCUGUACAGGAAUGGUUCUGCCAGCGGUCAUAGCGGUGGCGGCGGUAUCAACAGCGGCAACAGCAGCAGCAACACGACGACGACGACAGCAGCCACAGCUGGAGCUGGAGGAUCUGGACCGGGGGGCGUUGGAGCUGGAGCACCGCAGGCGCUAGGCGACCGGAGCAGCAGCCACAAUAUCCACCAGAAUCAGCAGAGCGCGCGGGUGGCACCACCACAGUCAUGGUACGAAGCCGCCGCUGCUGCAACGACGACGACGACGGCCCAAUUGAAAAGUCCUGGUGGCAGUGGCAAUGCCGGCGCCUCAGCAGCCGGUGGCUUUGCAAUGAUGAGCAACAAUCACCAGCAGCAGCACCCGCAUCCGCAUCUUCAGAAUCCUCAACACCCGCACUACAGCAGCAACAGCAGUCCAGCAGCAGGAGGAGGAGGAACCUGCCCAUCUCCCGCCCAAGGACAAACACAGAACACGCAGACCACGGCCGUGCAUCGAAGUGUGGCUUAUGCGGGAAGUGCUGCGGAUGACUCCACGCGCAAGAUGCUCCUGCACAGCAACAAACUCAAUAAGCUGCUCAAGGGAGUGGGAGCGGUAGCGGGAACGGGAUCAGCGGCCGGAGCACGCUCUGGUUCGGAAUCGCCAGGAGGAGCAGCACCAGCUGGAGGAGGAGGAGCAGCUACUCCAAUGACGACGACAAGUACAAUCACAAACAAUAGUUUUAGUAGUAAUAGUUUAAAUAAUACAAUAAACACGGCAACGCCAACGAUGCCAACGAUAGCAUCUGGUGCUGCUGCAGCUACUGGAGCAACUGGAGCAGGAUCGACAGCAGCCAGCGGUGACAUUCUAAAUGUGGCCGCUGCAUUGGCCGCUGCUGCAGCUGCCUCUGUGGACAAUGGAAUACCCUCGUCUCAUCCGAUUCGGACGCGACACCACCUGCAUGGACGCAGCACCACCUCCUCCAGUCGCUCGCACUCGCGCUCGCCGAGCAGCUACAGCAGUUCGCACAGCUCCUCGUCCUCCUCGCACUCUUCUUCCCACUCGCACGCGUCCAGUCCCGUCCAGUCUACGGGCAAUUGUGCGAUGAUGAUGGCGGAGAAUCGGGGUGGACGUAGCCUGCAAUCUGUGGCAGUAACAAGCAACUCUUCAAAUCCCAGUGGCAAUGCUGGCACCGCCGGCGGCUGCGGCUCCAGUUCAUCGUCGAGCAGCAGCAGUAGCUCGAGCGGCUCCUCCUCCUGCCUGACAGCCAAUCCCGUGGUGCAUUCCGAAGACAACCGGCCGCUGGCGAUACGUGUCCGCAAUUUGCCCGCCCGUUCCUCGGACACAUCCCUCAAGGAUGGUCUCUUCCAUGAGUACAAAAAACACGGCAAGGUGACGUGGGUCAAGGUGGUGGGGCAGAACUCAGAGCGCUACGCUCUGGUCUGCUUCAAGAAGCCCGAUGAUGUGGAGAAGGCGUUGGAGGUGUCUCACGACAAGCACUUCUUUGGCUGCAAGAUUGAGGUGGAGCCGUACCAAGGCUACGAUGUGGAGGACAAUGAAUUCCGGCCCUACGAAGCUGAGCUGGAUGAGUAUCAUCCAAAAUCCACGCGUACGCUGUUCAUAGGCAACCUGGAGAAGGACAUAACCGCUGGAGAACUGCGUGGGCACUUUGAGGGCUUCGGCGAGAUCAUCGAGAUCGACAUAAAGAAGCAGGGUUUGAAUGCCUACGCCUUCUGUCAGUAUUCGGACAUUGUCUCGGUGGUGAAGGCAAUGCGCAAAAUGGACGGCGAGCAUCUGGGCAGCAACAGGAUCAAGCUUGGCUUUGGCAAGUCCAUGCCCACCAACUGUGUGUGGAUCGAUGGCGUUGGCGAGAAGGUGUCCGAGUCGUUUCUCCAAUCCCAAUUCACGCGCUUUGGCACUGUUACCAAGGUCAGCAUAGAUCGCAACAGGCAGUUGGCUUUGGUUUUGUACGAUCAGGUGCAGAAUGCCCAGGCAGCGGUGAAGGAUAUGCGUGGCACGAUCAUGCGUGGCAGGAAACUGCAAGUGGACUUUGCCUCGAGGGAGUGCCAGGAUGCCUUCUACGAUAAGCAGGAGAAGCAGCAACAGCAACAGCAGCAGCAGCAAAGUGCAGCAGGUUCUUCUUCGCGCUUUGUUCGCUACGAGUCGUCCUCCUCCUCAUCGCAGUCUCGUUCGCGGGCUUCAUCCUUUAGCCGGCACCAGAACAACUCCAAUGAUGGCUGCUCGCCGAGUAAUACUCCUGGAGGAGGAGCUAGCAGUGGAAGCAGCAGUACAACCAACCAAAGCAGCAUCUCCAACAGCAGUACCUCUGCGAGCAACGCCAUGCCGGCUCCCAGCUUGGCCUCUGCUGUUGUAAGCGGAGCUGGAGCCUCAGGAGUAGCUUUAACCUCGGCAACGGCACUGCCCUUGGUGGUUGGUUCGUCCUCCUCCUCCUCGGCCAGUUCCAUGCCAGCUGCUUUGGCGCAAAGGAUGCGAAUGGCCAGAAAUGCCCGGCAUACCAUCGAUUUUGACUUCAACGAUGUGGGUGGAGCACGGUCGCGGUUUCGCAACUCCGAGGAGUACAACAAUCCAACGCAGGAUGACGAGAUACGCUCCGAUUCUCCAGUGAUUGCACGCCUGGGUCCGGCUGUCAAUAGUUUGAGUGGUUCCAGUGGAGAGGGGCUCGAUGGGACAGGAGCGGGAUCGGGAUCCCUUAACCGGAGGCGUUGCGGUAAACCAACCAAUCAACGUUUCCAUUUGCCGGAACAACUCGAGGAAUGCCCGUCCAGUGGUGACGAGGGCGUGGUCAGUCCGCGAAAGCGCAUCAAAAUGGAUUACCACCAUCUCCACCAUCAUUCCAAUGCCAGCGGGGGAGAGUUGUCCACUGGCGGCGAACACGGCAUCAAGCCCAGCCCCCUCUCCCUGUCCACCUCCACCUCCUCGUCCUCCAACUGUGAUGUGAUACACGAUCCCCUCAAUCGCAAGAGCGAGAUCCGGCGUGUAUCCGAGACGAUGACCACGACGACGACAAGUGGCUCGACCGGCAUGAAGUUCCCUGGCCAUCAGCCCCUUGCUGGUGGUCCGCCCUCCAUGAUGCUGAGCUGCCGGCGUCCCUCGAUCGAUGUCGGAGCUCUGACGGCGCUCUCCAGCUCAUCGGCCUUUCGGCAUGGACUGGUGGGGGCCAGUAGCAUGGAUCAGCAGCAGCAUCAUCUGAUGAAUGCCUCACUGGCGGCCAAGCGGAGGCGGGUGACCACCACAAUGCAGCAGCCAGGCAGCAGCAGCAGCACGUCGGCCACAACGUCGUCUUCGGGCAGUAAUUCGGUUGGAGGUGGAUCUGGCUUGGUGGGAAUAGGAAGUCUUGCUUCGACAGAUGACUACCACCAUCAUGCCUCGCGGGGCAGGGGCCAUCAGCUACAUUCCCAUCACUCGCACGAGGCCAGCGGAGGCGAGAGUGCGGAUGGUUCGCGUCCUGGAACGCCGCUGUGCGAUGAGCGACCGGAAGUACUGCCCACAGAGCCGCGUCGCCUGCCGCCGCCCAGAGAGAGGGCGCGGGAGAGAGUGCGCGAGGUGAUGUGGCUGCCCCUGCCCAAGUUUGGAGUGAUAUUCUUCCAGCAGCAGCAGACCCGAGGCAGUGGCAGUGGAGGCAGUUACCAGCAGCAGCAGCAGCCAGGCUCCUCCAGCGGUGGACUGAGCGGACUGGGGGCGUCGUCUGGCGCCUCCUCCGCUGCUAAUGCUGCAUGCUCCCUCAGCAACUCUAGUCUAAACGCCAGCCAGGGCGUGGGCUCCGGCUCGGGAUCGGCAUUCCUGCCCAGCCCCUCGCUCCAGCGCUAUUGGCGUUCAUCCUCCUCAUCCUCCUCCUCGCACCACCAUCAUCACCAGCAUCAUCAUCACCACCAGCAACAGCAGCAGCAGUCGUUGCAGCAAGGAUCCUCCUCCAACUCUGGCCUAAUGGCCAGUCCUGCGCGUCCGCGAUCACUCAGCUCCAAUUCGAGUGAUUCGGAUGUUCCACAGGGUCACAAUGCCGGCGGAAGUCCCUCGCUGGAUGAACGCCUGCGCAACUUUGAGGAGAACUACGAGCGAUGGUCAGGCGGAGGCAGCAGCAGGGAGCACGGCCACUCCAGUCACACACCCUCCAGCGCCUCUACGCCCUCUUGGCAGCUGUCCAUGCACAUGAAUCUGGGCAGCGGCAGCGGUGGCUUAAACUCCCAUCAAACCAGCUCCUCGGGUUCAGGCUCUGGCUCCGGGAACAGCAACAGUUCCAGCGGGACAACGUCCAGCACCACCAGCAAUUCCCGUCACAAAUUCCUGGACAUUGAUGAGCUGCAACCCUCGGAUAUAGUAAAAUCCGUGCUGGCCAAGAAGAGUAUCUUUGAUGAUGAUUUCCAGCGGCUGAAGAAAAAUCAAUGGUAUGAGCCCAGCAGCUCGGACUUCGCCUUGGGAACGAGUUCCUCCUCUAACCUGAUUGUGGGCUCCUCACUGGGAUCGGCUGUGGCGAGAGGCCUUUGCAGUGGAAACACCUCACCGGCAUUACCUAAUCUGGCAGCCACCAAGACCACGCCCAUUAUAGGGAACUGCAGCAGCACCAGCGGCAGCAGUGGAGGAGGAUUGGUGGUCAACUCGACGUCGACGGGAAGCAAGACGGGGGGAUUGCUUCAGAGGCUAAGCAGUUUGUCGCCCAUGAACUCCCCACAGGCUUCAAUGUCGCCUUACAACAGUCCAUCGCCUUCGCCCUCGGUGGGUGGAGCAACUGCAGCACAGCUAGCCAAGCCCACAACAAUGGCAGUGGGAGCAGCAGCAGCAGGAGCAGCGAGUGUAGUAAGCAAUGCCUCUACAACCGCCUCACCUUCCUCAGGACCCACCAAGGGUCUGCAAUACCCGUUUCCCAGUCACCCGCCUUUGCCCAACACAGCAGCGCCACCGCCCGCCGUGCAGCCAGCGCCACCACCUCCUCCGGAGAUGGUAAAGCAGCAGCCCAGACAGGCAGCUACAUCUUCGGGCAGCAAUCUAACCAAGAGUUUGAGCGUACCCGAAGCCCAGCCACCUCAAUCGCCGGCCAGAGUGCAGCUCCAGAAGUCGGCCUCAGUGCCAGGAAGCACCAACAUUGGCACUGUGGCACCCACCCCUGCAUCAGCCACCACAUCAUCUUCAUCUUCGUCCAACGGUAACAGUUCCUCAGCAGCCGCAUCAGCAGCCACCCAAGUACAAAAGCCAACGACGCAGCCGCAAAACUCCACAGAGGAGGAGCAGCCAAAGAAGAGUGCUAAUGCCAGUCAAGCCUCCAGUUCCAGCUCCAAGAAGAGCAGCAGCAGCAGUAGCAGCCAGGACAAGUCCCAUGGCAAACACAACAAUCGUUCGGAGAAGAGCAAGAACAAGUCCGACAAGAGCUCAUCCUCCUCCUCCUCCGACAAGCGCAAGAACUCGGCCACCUCCCAAUCCUCCAAGUCGGCUACGCCCCGCAUUGAAGAUGAUUCCACCGAUCAGGAGGAGUCAGCCGAAAAGGCAGAGAAAGAGCGGGAGAAGAAGGAGCGCCAGGAGAAGGAGAAGCGCGAGAAGGAGCUUCGCAAGCAGCAUGAACGCGAGGAGAAGGAGCGCUGCAAGGCUGCACAGGAGGAGAAGGAGCGGGAGGAGCGCAGGGCCAAAGAGGAGAGAGAGCGUGAGGAGCGCAAGGCCAAAGAGGAGAAGGAGCGCGAACGAGAGAAAGAGCGUGAGCGUGAGAGGAAGGCACUGGAAGAGAGGGAAGAAAAGGAACGCGAGGAGCGAGAGCUGCGCGAAAAGGAGCAAAGAGAAAAGGAAAUCCGAGAGAAAGAGCAGCGAGAGAUGGAGCAAAGAGAGAAGGAGCAACGGGAGAAAGAACAAAGGGAGAAGGAGCAAAAGGAAAAGGAGCAACGCGAAAAGGAACUCCUCCGAGAGAAGGAACAAAGAGAGCGAGAGCAGCGGCGCGCCCAGGAAGCCGAGCAAGAAGCUCGCCUGGCCCGUAUGCGCGAGCUCUCCUCCUACCACAAAAGCAAGUCGGAGGCCAGCUCCGAAGCCACCAGCUUCUAUUCCCACAACAAUACCCUUCCCCCCUCAACAGGCUCCUCUGGCGACUGUCAGCACAACAAGGAGAAUGCUGUGGAUGCCUCUGCUCCGGCUACACCCGCUAGUGCUACUCCCUCAACGCCAUCGGAUAACCCCGCCAAGGAUCGUUCUCGCAAAUCCUCCAGGAAUUCGCCAGUGCGCCUCCACAAGCGACGCCUCAGUUCGCAGGAUAGCAAUCACAGUGGUGGUGGAGGUCCCAGUCAUCAGAAUCAUCACGAUGACUAUGUGAAGCGCAUUCGCAUGGAGAACUCUCAAAAUCCUGCAAACACUAACCAAAGGCUUAACGAUCGUCGCGACUCCAAGGAGCACAAGAGCACGAGCUCCAAGGAGGAGAAGACCAGCAACAGCUCACAGCACAACUCCAAGUCGCACGGCAGCGGAGGCAGUUCAUCUUCCUCGUCCAAGCAUCAUCGCCGGGACAAGCAUCACCAGAAGAUCAGCGUAAGCUCACUCGAAACGAAUCCCUCCCUGGAGACCCUAGAUCCCGCCAAGCAGCACUUGAAUACCAGCGAAGAGGAGCAGCCCAAAAGGGACAAGGAGCAAAGGGAGAGAGAACACUCUAGUAGCCACCAUCAUGGCGGCAGUAGCUCCUCCUCCAGGCACAAGAGCAAACGGGAACACCAUCACCAUCGCGAGAAGAAGCGGCAUUCGGUGGCGGAGUCCACCAACACGGACGAAGAGCAGCAUCCUACCCACUCCCAGCAGCAACAGCAGCCGCAGCAUAAUCCGCACAGGAGAAUCUCGGCGGCGGGCAGUGGCUCAGCGGGUGAACUCAGCUCAACGGCAAGUGGGAAACCGCACCACCAUCAUCACCACAGGCGGAGUGUGGAGCGUAAAUCCUCCCGGGGAUCCGAUGAGGGUCACCAUUCCUCGUCGAAGUCGCUGCGCAACAAGCUAAUGAUGCUAAGCUCCGCAGACUCGGACGACACGGAUGAUGCCUCCAAAAAGCACUCGAUCUUUGACAUUCCCGAUGAUUGCCCCAAUGUGUCGAUGUACGACAAGGUCAAGGCCAGGAGCUGCAAGAAUAUGCAACGCCAGGCCGAGGAGAAGAAGAUCAAGGCCAAGUUCUCGCAGCUGAAGCAGUCGCGGGCCAAGAAGAAGCGCUCCACCAGCUACGAUGGGGACUCGGACACCGAGUUUGAGGAUCGACAUCAUCGUAACAGUGGUAGCAGCAGCUUCCAUGGACGCUAUCCUGGCCUAUCGAGCAGCGAUGAGGAUGAUGAGGACGACGAGAGACGUCUGCCUAGGCGCAUCUUCUCUGAUUCGGAUGCCGAGCAGGAGGGUGACCAGGAGCAGCAGCAGCAGGAGCAGGUUGCAGGCUCCAUGCCAGAUGCCAACCUGGUGCGACAGAUGCAACAGAACCUGCGUAGACUGUGCGAUGGAGACGACGAGAGCUCCGAGGAUGAGAUUAGAAGGAACGUUCUAAAGCACAACCAUCUCGGCAAGCGCAACUCUCACUCCACCCGCAUAGCCUCCGAUUCGGAGUCACAGUCCCAGCCAGCUCCUGAUUUGGUGAUCAAGCAAGAGCCUCAGCCUAAUCCCGCUCCCCAGGAGAUCAAGCAGGAGCAGCUCUCAGACAGCGAGCAAAAGUUCAAGUCGCGCCACGAUUCCAACUCCUCGAUGGAAGAGCGCAAGCUCAAGACCGAGCGAGAGAUCAAGAAGGAGUUUGGUGACUUUUACAACUCCUCCACAGGUAGCUAUGCCUACUCCGACUCGGGAAAAAUCAGCAAGGACUACUCCCCGGAGACCCGGAAGAAGCACAAGAAGAGCAAGAAGCGUUUAAAGUCCUCAUCCACUGUGGAGACCUCGCCUCUCAUGGUCACAGCUCCAUCAACACCCUCUAUAUUCGAUAUGCAUUCCACCUCCUCCGCCGUUGGGGACUUCAAGCCCAAGUUGGAUAGCUUUGAUGAUCUGAAAACAGAGCCUGCGGCAACCCUGCCGGUGGACAUCUCAGCCAGCGAACGGCGGAAGCAUAAGGAGCGCAAGGAGAAGAAGCGCGAGAAGCUGAGGAACCUCACAGAGACCAACGCAACCGUUGGAAGCGUGACCACAGUAAACACAACCAAUCCUCCAAUGGUUACAAAUGAGGUGAUUAGCUCUGAGAAACUUUCCAAGGAGGAGCGUCAUAGACUGAAAAAGUCCAAGAAAUCCAAGAGUUUGGACACAUCCUCAACCAACAGGCUUUACAACUCGGGUUCUGUGCUCCCAACGGCCUCACCCAUGCCUGCUACACCCACCUCAGCGCCCUUGUUGGCUGCCCAGCCUCCUUCGAAGCGGGGCGAAGACAAAAUGGAGUUCAUCUUUGGCAUCAUUUCCGAUGAGGAUGAGUCCCAGUUCACGGAUGAACAGGGGGAAAACAACAAGGAGGCCACCUGUGUCUCCACAACAGGUCCCAUUGUCUCGGCAGCUUUGCAGACUUACAAGCAGGAGCCAGCCACACCUGUCAAGAACCUAGAGGCAAGCAAUCAAAUGCCUGUCCAAGAGGAGGAACAGCAGCCACAGCAGCAGGAGAGAAGUCGCCAGGCGACGGGAGGCAGCAGCUCAACCUCACAUGCAGACAGAGAACGCCAUCGCAAGGAGAAGCGCGAGAAGAAGCGUCGCGAGAAGUCGCAGCGAGAACAGCAGCAGCAGCAACAACAGCAGCAGCAGCAAUCCUCAAAGCUCCAAGAUGCCAAGGUUGAAGAUGACAACAGUGUGGACAUGGACGAGGCAGGACGAGCUCUAGAGGCCCAACUGAUGAAUGACUUUGAUAGCAAAUUAAUGCCCGAAGAGGAGGCCACGCCAUCCACAGCCAACACCUACAGAUCCGACAUGGCAGAUGUGUUCCGAUUCUCCGACAACGAAGACAACUCCUUGGACAUGAUCAAGCAGGGAAGCAGCAGCAUUAAACCAGAGCAACAGCAGCAGCAGCAGGAACAGCACAAGAGCAAGGACAAGAAGAAGAAAAAGAAGCGCUCCAAAGAAGAGAAGCAGCAGCAUCGGCGCGAGUCCUUACCCCUUGUGGCACCGCCUCCUCAGCCUGGUGUACCAACCUCCGCGCCACCCACUCCUGGCAAGCUUACGGUUAAUGUGCAGGCUGCCAGCAAGCUUGCGGAUGAGCAGAUGGAAGCCAAGCGUCCUUCGUCGCCACCUCUAUGCAAACCUUCGCCCAGCUUGCCUUGUCUGCUGGGCGACGAUGACGACGAGGAUGUGUUGCUGAACAAGCCCAAGCUUCCCACGAAACCCACCACGCCCACGAGUCGAGGCAGUGACAGUCUGACUACGCCUACUCGGGAGAAACCACGCCUGAUCAGUCCCAUACCCAAGACACCCACAAUCACCAACAGCACCUCUAUGCUUUCCACCCAGUCCGCCGAGACUCCUGUGAGCACAGGAGCCGGAGUGAGUUCCUCCUCGGCAUUGGCCACAACGCCCACAUCUUCUACAGCUGCCAGUGCCACCGCUGGAGCAGAAGCAUCGCCCACCAGCAGUGCUGCAGGUCAGAAGAAGAAGGAGAUCUUCAUACCCGGAUUUGAUGGUCAGCUAGAUGAUAGGAUCAGUGAAUCCGCCGUGCAAUCCAUCUCAGCAGAGUUCAACUCAACCUCUUCGCUGCUGGAUAAUCUGGGAGAUGAGCCCAAGAUACCGGUGGCAUCGCCACCGAGUGCCAUAAAGCCCCAGGAAAAGAUGGAGGAGAGCAAGUCGCGUGUGACCAUUUCCCAAGAGGAGACCGAGAGUGCCGUCUCCGCUUUGUUGGGAGAAAGCUUUGGCACUUCCUCAACGGCAGACUACUCUCUGGAUGGCAUGGAUGAGAUGAACUCAGUGAGUGAUGUGGAGACGCCAGCUUUAGUGGUGGCAGAGCCCGAUGAAGAGGCCGCAUUGGCAGCCAAGGCCAUUGAGGCAGCUGUAGAGCCGGUGGCCUGUAUACUGGAAGAGCCUGAACUGGAGCCAGAACCGGAGCAUGAACCAGAACCCUCACCAGAGCCGGAGCGGGAGCCAGAGCGUGAGCGUGAGCCAGUGGCUAGUUCGGGAGCCUUGCUGGAUCCCGAGGAGAUCAACAAGGCAGUGCAGAGCCUGAGGCACGAGGACAUGAUGGACAUCAAGGCGGACACGCCGCAGUCGGAGCGGGACUUGCAGAUUGACACAGACACCGAGGAGAAUCCCGACGAGGCGGAUAGCAGUGGACCCAGUCUAAAGAUUGAUGAAACGGCCCAAAGCUCCUCGUCUUCGCCGGAGAAGUCCAUGGUCAGCUCAGCUGCCCGAGAAGUGCCAGUCAAGGACACAAGUCCAAAGGAGGCCAAACCCAAGGCCAGCCAGGAGACGGUGUCGGUGAUAACCAAGCUGCCAACCCUGGAGCCACAGCAGAAACCCACAGCCACCUCUUCUCCAGCCAAGAUAGAGCCACCCACCAUCAGCAAACUGCAACAGCCUUUGGUUCAACCUGUGCAGACAGUGUUGCCUGCUCCUCCGCACAUUCAUCCCUCUGGCAAUCCACCGCCAGUCAUCAACCUGGAUCUGUCCAAUGUAAUGAGCAACUGCUCCAACUCCAACUCCAGCACAUCUUCCACAACAGCCUCUGCCUCAGCUUCAGCUUCCAUUUCCUUUGGCAGUCCCACAUCUACUCCUGGUAACCAACACAUCAUGCCCCAGGCUUCGACUCCCAAGCAGCAGCAGCAGCAGCAGACACUGCGGACGCAGUCGCUCAUCAUGCAGCCACCUACAAUAUCCAUACCAGAGCAAACCCCACACUUUGUGGUGCCGCAGAUGGUGUUGUCGCCGCAUCAGCAUCCGCAGCAGCAGCCGGGAGCCUUUAUGGUGGGCAUAAGAGCGCCAUCGCCUCACAGUCCCCUACUGUCACCAGGACGACCUGCAGGUGGAGUACAAACGCGUGGUGUUGUGGGUCAACUUAGCCCCGUGGGAGGACGUCCUGUGGUUAAUCCACAGCAGCAGCAUGCCUUGAUGACCAGCCCGCAGGGCAGCAUAAGUCCCCUGGUCAGUCCCACUUCUCGAGUCGUGCCCACCAACAGCUCACCGACCACCAGCAAGCCCAAUAGCUAUCAGCCCAGGAACCAGCAGCAGCAACAGCAGAGCCAACAAAUGCCUUCACCCAAGUCUGUAAUAGAGCUGCAGACCUCGCCGCAGUUGAUGCCCAUUCCUUUGCAGAAGAUGCCUCCAAUGGCAGUGCCACAUCAUCCCACGAUCAUCAGCAAAGUGGUCACAGUGCAGCCGCAGCAGGCCACCCAAACCCAAGUGGCCAGCUCGCCGCCUUUGGGAAGUCUUCCCCCGCACAAGGCUCUGCAUGUGAAUGCUCAGCAGCAGCAGCAACAUCACCAGGCGCAGCAGCAGCAGCAUUCGCCUCAAAUGAUGGCCCAAAAGCAGCAUCAGCAGCAUGUGCAGCAGUUUAUGCAUCAGCAAAUGAUGCAAAGACAGCAGCAACAGCAACAACAGCACAUGCAGCAGCAGCAGCAACAGAUGUCGCCUCAGAUGACGCAACACCAAAUGCAGCAGCAGCAACAACACCACCAGGCUCAGCAGCAACAUCAGCUAAACCAGCAACAUCAGGCCCAACAGCAACAUUUAUCGCAGCAGCAGCUUCAGGCGCAUCAGCAACUCAACCAGCAGCACCAGGCUCAACAGCAACAUCAGGCCCAGCAACAACAUCAAGCCCAGCAACAGUUGAACCAGCAACAUCAGGCCCAACAGCAGCAGCAGUUGCACAUCCAGAAGCUGCAACAGCAGAUUCAUGCCCCCCAGCAACAGCCCUCGCCCCAGGGAGGAGCCACUCACUUGGCACCGCCUUCAGCACAAAUGUAUGCGCAGCAGCAGCAACACCAUGCGCAGCAGCAGCAGCAACAUCCUCGUGGAUUGCCACCUCAACAUAUGCAACACAGUCCCCCCUGCAAGCCGGUUAACCAAGGUCCUCCUCAGCCUGCAAUCUUGACCAGAGUGAAUCCCCAAGCACAGCAACUGUUGCAGCAGGCACCACACCAUCCCCAGCAGCAGCAGCAGGCACCACACCAUCCCCAGCAGCAGCAGGCACCACACCAUCCCCAGCAGCAGCAGCCACAGUCUGCACCUCAUCCCUCUCCCCUCAAUGUAAUUCAGAGUGCACCCAAGUUGAUAGUCCAACAGCACAUAGUGGCGCCACCACCAAGCCAGAUUGCUGCACAGCCACAGGUUACAUCAAAUGCUAUACACUAUCCUCCAACCAAUCAGCCAAGCAAGGAGAGCCCUGGGUCUGCCCCAGUGGAACCACCAUCCCCACAGACUAUGCCAGGCCAGCUCAAGACCUCCGAGAGCGUCUCGGUGAUACGCACACCAACUCCCACCACCAGUUCGGCUGUGAUCUCUCCCAAGACAGGAGCUCCCACUUCCCUGCUGACGGAGGAGAAUGUGAUCAAGAUCUCGCAGCCCAAGCAGGAUGAGCUCAUCGAGCAAGACUCCAAGGAGGUGGACAGUGACUACUGGUCGGCCAAGGAGGUGCAUAUAGACACGGUGAUCAAGAAACUGGAUGGACCGAUGGUAAACAAAGAAGAGAAGAGGCCACUGGAGAUGAAAGCAGGAGUUGCCCCGGUUUCAGUAGCGCCACAACCCGUGGAGCUGCCUCAGGAGACGCCGCUACCAACACCUCUUUCGGUGGUGAACAGCUCAUCCAACGACCAUGACACAGAGGAUGAAACAGAGACCCGACAACUGCCGCCCGUGAAACCAGCCACUCCCACAGUGGGCAGACCACCGGGCAGAGGAGGCACUGCCAAGCGAGGGCGCCAGCCAAGGGGAGCCAAGAAGCUGGGAGGUAUUCCCUUGAACCCAGUGGGAGCUGGAGUUCCAGGCGCUGACUCUGGUUUGGUGCUGCAGCCAGGUGACAAUGGAGUGCAGACCAGAGGACUGAGGAAACCUGCCACUGCUCCAGUGACCAGAGGCAGAAAGGGACGCCCGCCGAGGAACCUGCUCCUGCAGCAACAGCAACUGCAGCAACAGCAGUUGGAUCUGCAGAGGAAGGCCAUGGAAAUGUCAGCAGCCUCGGCACCAGCACCUCCCCCGCAAGCAGCAGUUCCUCCAGUGGCAGCACCGGUUCCCACACCGCCCACUCCUGUGCUCACAGCCGCCGAGAAAAAGGCCAGGAAUCAGGCCUUGACGCAGGCUCAGGCGCAGGCUCAAGCACAGAAUCCAGUUCCUGGCUCCAACCAGGACAUUUACGAGUUCCACGAGGAUGCCGGCGAAGAGCCCAAGGCCAAGGCUAACGCUAAUGCUGGAGCACCCACCGAGGAUCAGCGACCACGUCUCAUUAUGACCAUCAACAAGGCGCAGACCUCGAUCAAGAACAGCAGCGAGAUGGAGCAGCCUCAGCAGUCAGGUCAGACACCUCAGCCCCCACAGGAGGUGGAUCCCAAUGCCGGCGACAGCGCCGAGUCCAGCAACACGCGCAAGUCGCGACGCCUUCAAGAGAAGGAGGAUCGCAGCACUGUGGAUGACAUCAUUGAGGAUGUGGUAAGAAAUACCAACACACCCACAGGAGCGCAGCAGCAGCAGCAGUUGCCAAAGGGCGCCCAGACACCGCCGCGUCGCUCGGGCAGAAAUGCCCAGGCCAAGAAGGCGGAUGCAGUGCCGCACACCACGGCCACACCCAAUGCAGUGGGUCGCCCCAGGCGUUCCAAGGACAGAAAGACCAUUUGCGAACCGCCUGCAAGCAUGAUGAUGGAGGAUUCAAUGGCCUCCAAUCCCAGUCCGGCGGCUCCUAGCUCGAUACUGCUGCCGCCGCCAGCACCAGCGCCUGAGGUGGUUUCAGUGCCUGUGCAGCCACAUAUGCCGCAGUUGGACAGCAAGGAAGUGGUGGAACCACCAGUUCUUCCUCCUCCUCCUCCUGCUCCGGUUAGUAAUCCCACUCCAGCGCCUGUUGUUGUGCCCGUUGCGGUCUCCCAUCCCGUGGCACCGCCUGCCAAGCCUACGAUGCCACAGCAUCCCAAGAAGAAGGCCAUUGCAGCAGCUGAGAUUGAGUCGUAUCAGGCCAUCAACAACUCAUCCAUACCUAGCGGAGGCUUGCCUAUGCACCAGACAGCGGCUCCGGCCACGCAGAAGAUCACUGGCGGGGCAGCGGAUGCGGUGAGCAAGGCUCUGGUGGAUCCCGUCACGGGAGUAAUCACAGCAGGAAUGCCGCAGGGUAAGGAGGGCAAUCUGCCGGCAGCCACAGCAGCAGCUCCUUCCAAUGAGACGCCGCCUACCAUGCAACAGCAGCAGCAGCCACACCAACCGCAGCAGCAACACCAGCAGCAGCAGCAUCAACAUCACUUGCAGCAGCCACAUCAUCAUCAGCCUCCCCAGCAGCAGCAGCAGCAGCAGAUCAGUGCCACUGUGAUUGCUCCUCUGGCCACUACUCCGAUUACAGCCUUGAGCAAAUCCGUGCAGCUAGAGGCUGCGGCAGCAGCAGCCUUGCUCAACAAGCCAGUGAGUGUCUUGAUGAAGGGAAGCCCCAAUCCUUUGGUGAUCCAACAGCCGCCGCCACAACAGAUGACGGUUCCACCCAAGCAGCCCAUAAUCCUGCAGCAGAAUCCCUUGCCAACAGUGCUGCAGCAUGCCCAGCACAGCAAUGUGAGGCCACCGCAGCCACUGAAGGCGCAUGUCCUGAACAGGGAAAAGAAUCUGCAGCAGCAGCAGCAACAGCAGCAGAUGACGCCUACCAAGCCGCCAGGAGGAUCAGGAGCACCUCAUCCUCAGCAUCAGCAGCAGCUGCCUCUAAGCAGCCACUUGUUGCUCACAGAUGCCGUUGGUAACCAACAGCUCUUGCAGCCUCAGAUGAUGGCUCGUCACAUGCAGCAGCAGCAACAGCAACAGCAGCAGCAGCAGCAUUUGCUGGUAAAUGUGCCACCACCACCAACGGCUCACUCGCCGCACUCGCCUAGGAUUCCUGGACAGCAGCUGGGCGGAGCAGGAGCCACGGUCACGCCACAGCAGCAGCAACAAACGCUGGUGAUCAAGCAGGCGGCGCCGGCAGCUCCGCCACAGAUCCUGCAUGUGGUGAGCUCCAAGGCCUCGGUGGUGCCGCCCACCUCAUCAGGAUCGGGAGUACACUUGCAGAUGGGCAAGCCCACCUUUGGCUAUGCGCCGAAUGUCCUGCCACCCAAUGCAACGGCGGCAUCUGUGCAGCAGCAACAGCAGCAGGCAAUGUAUAAGCCACCCAAUCAGCAGAAGAGCGGUCUCCCACCUCAUGGCAUGAUCUUGCCUACGCAUCCGGCCAUGCUGUUGCAGCAGAAGCCACCGGCACAUCUGCAGGCGCAGCAGCAUCAACUGACACCCUCGCCGCCGCUGCCUGGCAAGCCCAAUCCCGUGGUGCACAGCCUGCAGGCGGCGGCGCAGAUGCUGCCCGGCAGUCCGCCGCCCGUGUCCGCGGCUGUCCUGAAGUCGGCCCAGCAGCAGGUUAACUCUGCAGCGGUGCUGCGCACAGCCAUACCAAACAUCAGUCCGCAGGGACAGCCGAGGGUCUCGCCUUUGGUUCUGCCGCCAGGAAUGGCAGGAGUGCCGCCCUUCGAUGCCAGCUUGCAUGACCUGGGCGCCUAUGUCAGUGGACGGCGCACCCAGAGUCCGCCGCCAGCCCAUCAGCAGGCAUCGCCCAUCACACCGAACGACUCUACGUAUCGCGGAGUGACCGCUUCCAGGGACUUUAUGCUCUACCAGCAUCACCUGAUGCGCAGCGGCGAGUAUGAUGACAAGAUGAUCAGCAGCAGUCCCCCGCUAGAGCUGCGACGUCCUGGCAGUGGUCCACCCCGAGUCAUAGCAGUGCCGCACAGCCUGCAGAGUCCCCAAGAUCGCACAGCAGCUGACUCACCGCAAAUGGCUCAGGUCUACGUGCACAAUGCCCGCAUUCCGCCAGCCCACUUCAGUGACAUAGCCUCGCGUGGUGGUUACUACGAGAGCGGUGGCAUGCAGUUAGAGCCACCGCCAGCCCAUCGACCGGCUGCCUCUAUAAGCGUGGUGGUGCCACCACCCAUGCCCAAUGUCUCGGCGGGCAGUCCGUUUAUAGGACGCGAAGUCCUGCACCCAGGAAGCAAGCAGGCCUUGGAGAUGACGCUGGAGGAGCGAGAGAUGGAGCGUAUGUCCAUGAUAGCAGCUGUGGUAAAACAACAACAAGAGCAAAUGCCACCUGUCAUACACGCUGGCAUGGAGCUGUCUGCCCAGCAGCAGGCACCGCCAACAAUGGCUCCACCCCCCGGCGACUCGCUGGUGACUUUACUCCAACGCUAUCCGGUGAUGUGGCAGGGUCUGUUGGCCCUGAAAACCGAUCAGGCAGCAGUCCAAAUGCACUUUGUGCAUGGAAAUCCAAAUGUGGCAAGAGCCUCGCUGCCCAGCUUGGCGGAGACAAACACGCCGCUGCUAAGGAUUGCCCAGAGAAUGAGACUAGAGCAGACACAGCUAGAAGGAGUGGCCAAAAAGAUGCAGGUGGACAAGGAACACUGCAUGCUGUUGGCCUUGCCCUGUGGUAGGGAUCAUGCCGAUGUGCUGCAGCACUCGAGGAACCUUCAAACUGGAUUUAUAACCUAUCUGCAACAGAAAAUGGCCGCCGGCAUUGUGAAUAUACCCAUUCCAGGCAGCGAGCAGGCAGCCUAUGUGGUGCACAUUUUCCCGGCCUGUGAUUUUGCCAAUGAGAACCUGGAGCGUGCAGCGCCCGAUCUCAAGAAUCGUGUGGCCGAGUUGGCCCACCUCCUGAUAGUCAUAGCCACUGUGUAAGUCACAGAUUAAAAACUGGAUGUAAAAGAAACCCGAAACGGAUGCGACUUAAAAACCGGAUAUAAACUCUUUGCACGGUCACUACAAUUGAAACCAGCAUGAACGAUAGAAUGAAAAACAAGUUACGCUCUUCUAGUAUUUUAAGUAAUUUUAAAAAUAGCGAUUAAACAAGCAAAAGUUUAAAACAAAAGCAAAGCGAAACACUAAAAGAACUUCAAGAAGCAGACACACACGCGUGCAAACUUUAUUGAAUAUAAAAAUAAAUGCAAGAGAGAAGGCAGAAACACAACGUAAAUGUAAAGAAAGAAAGCUGCAUAUUUGUCGAAAUUGAUGAUUAUUAAAUUAAACCUUUCCUAAUUUAGAAGAAAACCCAAACAAUUAACCAGAAGCUUGCAAAGUAUCGUUAAGUUUGAUCUCAAGAAAGAAAGUUUUAUUUUUGCUUAAUUUAAAAAAGAAGAAAAACACACGUAAAACACACAACACACACGAAAAGCAAACAAAUUGAAACGAAAAAUGUUAAGAGAAACCACACAUAAUAACUGUACUAUGCAUACUACUAUCCCAUACAUAAUAUGAAUAUCCAAAUCCAAGCAACCCCUAAACACACACAAAAGUUUAAGUUUUGAUUCAACUAAUUCAGAGGAAAUUUAUAGUUAAUGCCCCAUGUUCUACAGAGUUUCUGCAACCGCCCACAAUCUUUCUGCCCGAUUCUUCGGUUCCUUGGCUCUAUGGAAGGCCACCACCUGCCUAGGCCGACCUCACAUAGACCCAAAGAACUGCUCGGAGUCGUGGCCUGAUCCCUGCUGUUGUUCCAAGCACAAUUUUAUAUAGGUUUAGCGAUGCGCCCAGAGGCUUUUUCCUACGAUUACACAUACAUACAACACGUAUACAUUAUGCAUUAUUACAUUAUACAUUUAUCCUAGAAGCGUAUGUUUAAUUAUAAUCGAAUAUUGUAAGCCAAAUACUUUUUACUUUAAAGCAACACACGUCUUUCGCUCUGCAACAGAGCUGCGUUCUUUGCUUUUUGAACUUUCCAAGCCUUUUGUUUUUCGUUAGUUUUUCCUACUUUUUUUUUGUUUUAUUUUAUAAAAUUCAACAACAACACUGCCACAAAAACACACUAAACUAAAAUCUGUACGAUUUCAAACCUGGCGAAAGCUUGCGAAACUUUGUAGAAUGUCGGGCUCACACACAGACUAAAUAUGAUGAUACAAUAUACAACCUAUAUAGUACCCGUACCCUCUCUCUGUACACUCCUUAAGCUUAAAGAACACAAACACACACACACACACGUACGUUUUCACAGCCCCCCUUGUAAAUUAUGUGACGACGACACCGGCGAUCGCUGAGUAGUAAGAAAAGAUAUAAAAAAAAAUACAAAUACAAAUAUUAAAUGAGAAAGAAAGAAACACAACAUUGUAAAAUAUUUAAAUUAUUUAGACUCUAAACAAGUAUAUGAAAUGUAAAUACAGUUUAAUUAGUGUUUAGCGCGUAUUUAGUUGUAUGUUUUAAAACUAAACUAAAGAGAGAACAACUGUACAUUAUAUAACACAACUAACGAUACGAGAGGGGCGCCAGGGGAGGGGGAUCUGCAGAUCAGAGCCUCUCUCGGGCCCACAAAAACGGAUGAAAAAAAAAAAUAAAACAGAAGAAAAGAGGGAAGAGAGUAGGAGUAAGAGAAGAAAGUGAGAAAGCAGCAAGUAAACAACACACACACACACACACCAACACACACUUUUUCAAAGUUGAACAACAGAUGAGGAAAAGCGCUGUUAAAAAUAUGUUAAUGUAUAAGUUGUAUGUUUUAAGACACUUUUUAGUUAUUUCCUAAGUUAAUUUGAAGAAACCGAUUAAAUUACACUUAUUUCUUA
Molecule: messenger RNA, 19492 nt
Organism: Drosophila kikkawai
Lineage: Eukaryota; Metazoa; Arthropoda; Insecta; Diptera; Drosophilidae
Gene: spen
Product: split ends
Biological process (GO): regulation of transcription by RNA polymerase II
Cellular component (GO): nucleus
Molecular function (GO): mRNA binding
Source: RefSeq, a predicted model, not a curated record